ACGACGACGACGACGACGACGACGAGGACGAAAAAGAAGAAGAGAACGAAACCGACGAAAUUAAAGAGACGAACGACGGUGCGUGCGACAGCCACGAGACAUGCAGCAACAGCAACAGUCCGGACAGCAGCAACAGCAAUCCGGAGCACCGAACGGGGUGGCGGGUGGUGCCCAAUUGCCUCAAACAGGUGGCGUCAGUCCUGCUCAGCCCGGUGCGACUGGCACGACUACUGCUAGGCCACAGGUGAACGGUGGUAGAUUCGACUUCGACGAUGGUGGUACUUAUUGCGGGGGAUGGGACGAUGGCAAAGCUCACGGGCACGGUGUUUGUACCGGACCCAAGGGACAGGGUGCUUAUUCCGGUAGCUGGCACUAUGGAUUUGAAGUCUCUGGUGUUUACACUUGGCCAAGGUAUGAUAUUUUUCUUAUCCUCCUUUAACUUUUGUCAAAACAU
Polistes canadensis is the source of this 454-nucleotide messenger RNA. RefSeq names its product junctophilin-2-like. Lineage: Eukaryota; Metazoa; Arthropoda; Insecta; Hymenoptera; Vespidae. Gene Ontology annotation, cellular component: endoplasmic reticulum membrane; plasma membrane; junctional membrane complex. The transcript has a single exon. The coding region runs from base 101 to 439 and encodes 112 amino acids. The record is from RefSeq and is a predicted model, not a curated record.